Molecule: messenger RNA, 1740 nt
Organism: Candida albicans SC5314
Lineage: Eukaryota; Fungi; Ascomycota; Pichiomycetes; Serinales; Debaryomycetaceae
Exons: 1
Coding region: 1-1740 (579 amino acids)
Cellular component (GO): membrane
Molecular function (GO): ABC-type transporter activity; ATP binding; ATP hydrolysis activity
Source: RefSeq, a predicted model, not a curated record
AUGCUGGUUGAAACUUAUUCUUGGUCAAAUAUUAGUUUGACAUUACAAAAUGGCAAGACAAUUCUUGAUGAUAUUUAUGGCUCUGUUAGUGCUGGAGAAAUGUUAGCUAUUAUGGGUCCAUCUGGCUGUGGGAAGUCAACUUUGCUUAAUGUGUUGGCAUAUAGAACUAGUCCACGUUCCUCGACCCUUGAAGGUGGUAUAUUUAUCAACAAUGAACGUGCAACUUUAAACAAAAUCAAGCAACUUUCGAGCUAUGUUGAACAAGAAGAUUCUUUGAUCGGCUCUUUAACCGUCCUGGAAACAGUCGAUUACAGUGCACAGUUUGCUGGUAUUGAUAAAGCACACAAAAAAGAACUUGUUAGCAAAACAAUCAAGUCACUUGGAUUAGAGGGUCAGGCUAUGCUGAAAAUUGGUACUCCGAUUCAAAAGGGCAUUUCUGGUGGACAGAAGAGAAGAGUUAGUAUUGCUUCUCAAAUCAUUACCUCCCCAUCAAUUUUAUUUUUAGACGAGCCCACAUCUGGAUUAGAUUCUGUUGCGUCUCGUGAAGUCAUUAGCACUAUUAAAAAAAUCGCAAAGAGAGAGAAUAUGGUUAUUAUUUGCUCCAUUCAUCAGCCCAGCACAUACACAUUUGAACUUUUUGACAAGGUAAUGUUUCUUUCCAAAGGUAGAACAGUCUAUAAUGGCGCUGUUAGCAAUGUGGUCAAGUAUUUCAACUCAAUUGGACACACGAUGCCUCCGUACAUUAACCCAGCUGAAUACGUUUUGGAUUUGAUUAAUACGGAUUUUCAGGGUGAUUCUAGUGUUCUUGAUGACUUGGUAUCUAAGUGGAACAGCGGAGACGUUCACAAAGUUGGGACAGAAUCGGUUCAAUUAACUGAGGCCACUACCAUAAACGAGAUGCAAAACAUUUUGAUUUUGAUAGCUCGUUCUUUGACCAAGGCUAGAAGAGAUAUCUUGACAUACUAUGUUAGGUUAGUUAUGUACUUGGGUUUGGCGAUAUUAAUGGGCACUGUGUGGUUGAGAUUGCAAAAUGGCCAAAAAAACAUACAACCAUUCAUUAAUGCCAUAUUUUUUUCGGGGGCAUUUAUGUCGUUUAUGUCAGUUGCGUACAUUCCAUCAUAUCUUGAAGACAUUCAAAGUUAUAAGAAGGAGAGAAUGAAUGGGUUGUAUGGGCCCUUGGCAUUUUCCUUAGCAAAUUUUUUGGUUGGGCUUCCAUUUUUAUUUUUAAUUGCUGCCGUGUUUAGCGUUAUUACAUUUUUUAUGGUCAACUUUCACCAAACAGCAAGUGGGUUCUGGUAUUAUUUGAUGUGGCUAUUCUUGGAUUUAGUCGCAGCAGAAUCAAUGACUACGUUCAUUGCCAGCGUUUUCCCGAACUUUGUUGUGUCAUUAGCAAUAACAGCUUUUGCCAAUGGAUUGUGGAUGGCAGUAGGAGGUUUUUUAGUGCCUUCAAAUAUUUUGAACGUGUUUUGGUAUUAUACCUUCUAUUGGAUUGAUUAUCAAAGAUACGUCUUUCAAGGAAUGAUCUUCAAUGAGUUUACCAACAGAGAGUUUCGUUGUGGAGAUGGGUGUCAUUGCAUGUAUGAUUCACCCUUGGCAAGCCAGUGCAAAAUUAGUGGAAAAGCUGUAUUGGAAAGCUUGGGAUACGGGAACUACGAUAAGGGAUUAUGGAUUGGGGUUUUAAUUGCUCUAGUUUUUGUUUACAGAUUUGCUACGUAUAUAGUUUUAAAAUUGAGAAAGUAA